Messenger RNA from Cladocopium goreaui, 252 nucleotides. The record is from the annotation of a GenBank genome assembly. Lineage: Eukaryota; Dinophyceae; Suessiales; Symbiodiniaceae.
GAGGACAUGAACUCCAAUCAGGAGGAGGUAUCUGACCCAGAAGAGUGGGCAGAGACCCACUAUGGCAACCUCGAUGUGAACAACUACGAGCGUAUGGUGGCAUUCUCCAGAGCUAAUCAGUUUCGACCACGGAGUGCGCUGGAAUCUUUGAGGAUGAGGCACAACAUAGCAGAAGUGGAUGGCAACCGGGAAGAGGCCAUCAACUAUGCCCGUGCGAUGUCCGAAAUCGAAGCUCUCAUUGACAUUGCCUAG